AUGGUUGGUAUACAGCAACUAAAGCGCAAGGAUUUGAUUGGAGAAACGAUAUUCACCAAUGAGAAUGGAUAUGUUACGCCAACCAAACGAAAAACGAAUAUUAAUCAACAUAAUCGAAAGCAGUGGUUGAGAUCAUCAUUAACCAUAGUGUAUAAACAUCUGUUUGAUUACCAUGCCUGUAAACAAACCAUUCCUCAUCGAUUCAAACGAUUGCGUGAUGAUUCUACUGAUGCGCAACAUAAAAAACGAGUUCGUUCAUCGUCAACAAUUCAUGAACACGCAUCAACACCAUCGAAAACGUCGCUGAUGCUAUUACAUGAACUGAAACCUUCGAUCGAAUAUAAACUCGUAGCACAAACAGGUCCAUCUCAUCGACCUAUUUUUACCAUGGCAGUGGAAAUCAAUGGACAGCUAUUCGAAGGCACAGCUCAGACGAAGAAAGAAGCUAAACAAGCAGCGGCAGAAAAAGCUCUUCGGUCAUUGAACGAGUUAACUGUUUCUUUAUCUGAUAGUACCACGAAUAAAUUAGCACCGAUAUCUUCCAAAAUGAUCCGCAUUGGUACAUCUAUGAUGAGCGAAGAUAAUGUACCGGUAGAAAACAUUGAUCGACUUCUUCAACUUCAGCCAGAUGUACAAUUCGAAGAAAUAACUACUGAACAGUUUGGUCAUCAAUUUAUUGUUCGAUUCAGAGAUCAAUCUUUCGUUGGUACUCAUAAAAGCAAAGAGUUAGCGAAAGCAGAAGCGAUGCAACUUGCUCUGAACAAUGUACUUUCAGCAUAUCCUGAUAGAAAGGAAAAUGACAAUUUACCCUACGCCCGUCGUGAAUUUAUUGAUCAUAUUGCCACACGUAUACAAGAGAAGUUCAAUCAAUUGACACAGAGUGAUUUACGUUUUCGACGUCGUCGGGUGCUAGCUGGAAUUGUACUUACACAUGAUUAUAAUCUCGAAACGAUGACAAUCAUUGCUAUAACAACCGGUACAAAAUGUUCACCUGCUGAUACUCAUCUACGACAUACUGGCGAAUCACUGAGUGAUUGUCAUGCGGAAAUUCUCGCACGUCGUUGUUUAAUUCAUUACUGUUAUGAACAAUUGAACUUGCUAGUGGAUGGAAACGUUAGCGAAUCAAUAUUCAAAAGAAUCGAACAGACGAAUCGAUUUCACUUGAAAUCUUCAGUUACAUUUCAUCUGUAUAUAUCCAGUGCUCCUUGUGGUGAUGCUCGACUGUUCACGCCGAAUGAAAGCUCUUUAGUAGAAUCGAAGCAUAUACUUCGAAAAUCAUGUGGAUUGUUAAGAGAAAAACUUACAACGGGCGAAGGAACGAUUCCAGUUUUGACCAAAUCUGAUAGUGAACACUUUUCAAGUAUGUCCUGUUCAGAUAAACUAUGCCGAUGGAAUUUCAUCGGUUUGCAAGGUGCUUUACUCAGCACAUUCGUUGAGCCGAUUUAUUUUACGAGUAUUAUUAUCGGAAGCUUAUACAAGAGCGAACCGAUACGACGCGCAUUAUUUGCACGAAUAGAACAAAAAAUUGAUCAUAUGCCAAUGCCAUAUGGACUACAUCGACCAUUGAUCUCCAGUAUGAAUAAUUCUGAAACUCGAAAUACGAAUCGUGCACCUAGUCAUUCAUUUCUUUGGAGCUGUAUCGAUCGGAACUAUGAAAUUAUCGACAAUUCUACUAGACUGACGAUGCCGCAAGAAUCAUCAACGAUAUCUAAGGCUGCUCUGUUUGAACAAUGGAAAAAUCUAAUGAAGAAAAUUCAACCUGAGACGAUCAUAACAUCGUAUUCUGAUGCAAAACAGUUAGCAAGAGAUUACCAGAUGGCUAAACUUGAGUUGUACAUUUUGCAGGUUAACAACGCAUUUGAGAAAGCUGGUUUGGGUACGUGGCUCAAGAAGUCAUCAUUACUCUCUCAAACCAAUCAAUACAUUCCGUCGAAUCUGUGA
This is a messenger RNA of Adineta ricciae, 1941 nucleotides long. The record is from the annotation of a GenBank genome assembly. Lineage: Eukaryota; Metazoa; Rotifera; Eurotatoria; Adinetida; Adinetidae.